This is a messenger RNA of Triplophysa dalaica, 7250 nucleotides long. It is a transcript of the gene ankfy1, whose product is annotated as ankyrin repeat and FYVE domain containing 1. Gene Ontology annotation, cellular component: cytoplasm. The record is from RefSeq and is a predicted model, not a curated record. The coding region runs from base 1889 to 5491 and encodes 1200 amino acids. The transcript has 24 exons. Lineage: Eukaryota; Metazoa; Chordata; Actinopteri; Cypriniformes; Nemacheilidae. Gene Ontology annotation, molecular function: metal ion binding; protein binding.
GUAAAGCCGCUGUUUCCCUGCGCGAUGAGGAGACAUAAUGUUGCAUUAAAUUGUAUUUACCACGGUCAGCGGGAGAUAAAUAUCGCAUCGCCCGGUGUUUAACAAGAAUUAUGCUUAGAUUAUGUUUUUUCCUACUAGCUAGUUGCAAGUCAGGUGGUGGGCUGGGCGGAGGCUGUAACAAUUCGCCGGGUGAUUUGAUGUAUUAUGUAGAGAAAUCAAGAACAGAAUACUUCUUUAUAUUUAAAUGUGCUUUCAGUUCCUCGUGUUUACCACGGCGUUUGUCGUUUAUUAAAGCACGUGCAACAACGUGAUUUUGUGAAGACGAUUGUUGGUUUGAGUUGAGAGACAUUGUCAUCCUCUAUCCUCGUUUUACUUGCAUUGCAAUUUCUAAUUUUUUAGUCUUUAACAUCAGCUUUUAUCACCUUCAAUGAAAAAAAAUCACCUGGUUAUUCUAACUUAAAUGUCAAUAGUUCAAUUAGAAAAUAAUGAACUAUUUAAUGCGUUAGUGUAUACAGUGUAAUGUGAGUAGAAUAAAUGAAUUAAUGUAAAGAUCUGCCAUGUUGUUUGUAUAAUUAAUGUGAAAAGUUGUAACAGGCUCUUGCAACCGUUACUUUUCUACAGAGCUCAUGUCAUGACAUUUCCUUUCUUUAUCUUCACACCUCAGCUUUAAAACAUACGCAUAUGUGCCAAAACACUAUAACUACAUCAGUGGUUGUUAACGUUUGUAACUCCUUUAAACACUGUAAGAAUCCUUCGCAAAUGUUUUCAAACAUUGUAAUGUUAUUGUAUUAAUUGUCAUCUUUUUCAGUGCGUAAUACCAAGGCCAUCGCAGUUGCGUACAAUAGUAUCAUCUCUAUUUUAAAGUCUAUUAUUCGUCAUGAAUUUUACAAAAUUUCCUGAUUCCUCAGAAAGUGCAUUAUUUCGUGUUGAUUUGAUUGUGAAAUUGAUGAGGUGUUGAUUCAUGUAACUACUUUCAGAUGACAAGCACUAAGCAGGUUAUUGCUCUCUAGGGUUUUCUCGCAUUUGAUUGGCUUUUGAGCUUUUUAAAUACUUUAUGAGACCUAUUUGGACAUCUCUUUUGUUGCUGACUGCUAAGGAAUCUCAAUUCUUAUAUCCAUGCAAAAGGCAAAUGGUUCACAUAUUAAACCGAAAGCAUGCUAAUCCUUUGCUUACAAAACAGGCUUAAUGGUUUGCAAUGACUAGGGCAGGCCUUUUUUACUAGGAGUAAAUUGUAGUUUUUUAUUAUUUUGACAAAUAACAUUUUGAACAAAGGUCAGUUAAAUUUUUCUUCCUGUGCUAAUGUGGAGCAAGUGUAAAAUGUUGCCUCAGCAUUCUGGGGAGACGCCAGCUGAAAUAAAUUCAGAGGAUAGGAAGGAAGCUGCUGUGUUGUGGAAUGUAGGUUAAGGUUAAGCUGUAAAAUCCACCAGAUACAGAUCAAAGGCAAUGGAAGAAUUACUGAAUUCAUUGUACAAAGUAAUUUUAAGGUUUGAGUGUAAAUGAAACUGUCCUCGAGAUGACAUGUGAACUCCUGGGUUUUUGGUUAUUGUAAAUUGGACCCCGUUGAAGUGAAAGUUUUUACAUGAAAUUCUAAAGAGAGUAUUUGCUCAUACAUCUAUAUAAUAGUCUUUGAUUUUAACAUGUUAGAGGUGUUUCAAUACAUGUUGUAUUUUUGUAUUCUGAUAUAUCGUUAUCGUGCCACAACGUAUCUAUAUAUUACACCCCAUCUGUCUCUCAUCUGUGUGUGCUUGGGACGCUCUUCCAUUUGCUCAGCACUGUCUGUGUCAGCAGAUUUGUUAUUUGAAAUGGUUUUGUCCUUCUCUUUCAUGGUAUUUCCUACUCUUUCACUUCCCUUUUGCUUGACUCGUCAUACUUCUUAUUCAUUUUGCUUAUGUCUAUCUCAAUCACAUCCCCAACUCCUUUUCCCUUAUCUUUAUCUCACUUUUCCUCACAUGCUUGUUCCCGUUUGACCCUUCACCGCAUCAUUUUUCUUUCCGCAGAGGAGGUGCAGAAAUUGCAGAAGCACCUUGCUCUGCUCAGGCAGGAGUAUGUGAAGAUGCAACAGAAGCUGGUGGAAACGGAGAGGCGGUGCUCCAUAUUGGCCGCCCAGGCCUCUCUUCCAGGCUCCACCUCCCAGGCCAGCGACUCCUUCAUCAGCCGCCUGCUGGCCAUUGUGGCUGACCUCUAUCAGCAGGACCAGUACAGUGAUUUAAAGGUGAAGAUCGCAGAGAAGAGGCUCAGUGCUCAUAAGUUUGUGCUGGCUGCUCGGAGUGAGGUCUGGAGUUUGGCCAACCUUGCCUCAACCUCAGAACUGGACCUCUCAGAGGCCAAACCAGAAGUUGCUAUGGCGAUGCUGCGAUGGGCGUACACAGAUGAUCUUGAGUUGAACGGGGAUGAUGGUUUCCUUAUCAACCUGAUGAAGUUAGCUAACCGCUUUCAGCUCCAGCUCUUGAGAGAAAGAUGUGAGAAAGGUGUGAUGUCAUCAGUGAAUGUGAGGAACUGUAUCAGAUUUUACCAGACAGCUGAAGAGCUGGACGCCACAACAUUGAUGAACUAUUGCGGAGAGAUCAUUGCCAGUCACUGGGACGAUCUUCGAAAAGAGGACUUUAGUACCAUGGAUGCUCAGUUGCUCUAUAAGAUGAUCAAAUCCAAAACAGAGUACCCCCUUCACAAAGCUAUUAAAGUGGAAAGAGAAGAUGUGGUUUUUCUUUAUCUAAUAGAGAUGGACAGCCAGUUACCUGGGAAGCUGAACAAACUGGACAAUAAUGGUGACUUGGCGCUGGAUCUGGCUCUGUCCAAGAAACUGGAGAGCAUCGCCACCACACUGGUGAACAACAAGGCAGAUGUAGACUUGGUGGAUCAGAGUGGCUGGAGUCUUCUACACAAAGCUAUCCAGAGAGGGGAUGAAUUUGCCGCCACGUUUCUGAUCCGUCACUCCGCGCAGGUGAACGCAGCCACGGUGGGGGCAGUGGAGACGCCUCUGCACCUGGUCUGCUCCUUCAGCCCCAAAAAACACAGCGGAGAAGUCAUGGCUGGCAUGGCCCGCAUCGCCGAGGCUCUGCUCAAAGCAGGCGCCAACCCAAACAUGCAAAACAGCAAAGGAAGAACGCCUUUACAUGAGGCUGUGGUGUCUGGAAAUGAGCCCGUCUUUAACCAGCUCCUUGAAUGCAAACAUUUGGAUCUGGAGUUGAAGGAUCAUGAAGGCAGUACCGCACUGUGGUUGGCCCUGCAGUAUAUCACCGUGGCCUCUGACCCCUCUGUGAACCCUUUCGAGGACGAGGCUCCCGUUGUGAAUGGAACGUCAUUUGAUGAGAACAGCUUUGCAGCCCGGCUCAUACAGAGAGGAAGCAAUCCUGAUGCUCCAGACUCCAAAGGGAACUGCCUCAUGCAGAGAGCUGCUAUUGCGGGAAGCGAAGCAGCCGCCAUCUUUCUGGCCACACAUGGAGCUAAAGUCAAUCACACUAACAAAUGGGGUGAGACCCCGCUUCAUACGGCGUGUCGCUGUGGGCUUGCGGGGCUGACAGCAGAGUUGCUCCAGCAGGGUGCCAAUCCUAACAUGCAGACCGAAAGCCCGCUGCCUGACGGAGGGGAGAAGAGCCAAGGUGUCUCCCUGCAGAGCCCACUCCACCUGGCCAUCGUUCACAACAACCCUGAUGUGGUGUCUGUCAUUCUAGAGCAGAAAGCCAAUGCACUACAUGCCACCAACAACCUGCAGAUCAUCCCAGACUUUAGUCUCAAAGACUCCAUGGAUCACACUGUAUUAGGUCUUGCACUCUGGACUGGCAUGCACAAUAUUGCUGCACAGCUUCUGGGUUCUGGAGCAGCUAUUAAUGACACCAUGUCUGAUGGACAGACACUACUGCACAUGGCCAUUAGGAGACAGGACAGCAAGAGUGCCCUUUUCCUGCUAGAACACCAAGCAGAUAUCAAUGUCAGGACACAAGAAGGGCAGACUGCCCUACAGAUGGCCAUAAGUAACCAGCUCCCAUUGGUGGUGGAUGCCAUCUGCACCAGAGGAGCAGAUAUGUCGGUAGUGGAUGAGAAGGGUCAUCCACCACUCUGGUUGGCUCUUGAAAAGGGUCUGGAAGACAUCGCCUCCACACUGGUCAGACAUGGCUGUGAUGCAACCUGCUGGAGUUCAGGGCCUGGAGGAUGUCAGCAGACUCUACUCCAUAGAGCCAUUGAUGAGAACAAUGAGGUUUCUGCUUGCUUCCUCAUACGCAGUGGCUGUGACGUAAACAGCCCCAGGAGGCCCGGUCCUAACGGUGAGGGAGAUGAAGAGGCGAGGGACGAACAGACCCCUUUGCAUCUGGCUGCAUCCUGGGGUCUGGAGGAGGUAGCACAGUGCCUUCUGGAGUUUGGAGCCAAUGUGAAUGCACAGGAUUCAGAGGGCCGUGCUCCCAUCCACAUCGCCAUUAGCAACCAGCACAGCAUCAUCAUCCAGCUGCUCAUCUCCCACCCUGAGAUCCGUCUGAACAUUCGAGACAGACAGGGCAUGACACCGUUUGCCUGUGCCAUGACCCACAAGAAUAACAAAGCCGCUGAAGCUAUUCUCAAGAGAGAAUCCGGUGCUGCUGAACAGGUGGACAACAAAGGGCGGAAUUUCCUGCACUGUGCCGUUCAGAUCUCGGACAUAGAGAGCGUGCUCUUCCUCAUCAGUGUACAGGCCAACGUCAACUCUAGAGUUCAGGACAGUGCCAAACUCACACCGCUGCACCUGGCCGUGCAAGCAGGAUCUGAGAUCAUUGUCAGAAACCUGCUCCUGGCUGGUGCUAAAGUGAACGAACUGACCAAACAUCGACAGACAGCACUGCAUCUUGCUGCACAACAGGAUCUGUCCACAAUCUGCUCUGUCCUGAUCGAGAACGGAGUUGACUUCGCCGCCAUUGAUGAGAAUGGAAACAACGCACUCCAUCUGGCAGUGAUGCAGGGGCGUCUCAAUAAUGUACGAGCUCUUCUUACCGAGUCCAACAUAGAUGCAGAGGCAUACAAUCUCAGAGGUCAAUCACCCAUGCACGUCCUCGGCCAGUAUGGGAAAGAGAACGCGGCAGCCAUCUUUGAGCUGUUUUUGGAAUGCAUGCCCGAGUAUCCCCUGGAUAAACCGGACAAUGAGGGGAACACAGUUAUUUUUUUAGCCUAUAUGAAAGGAAACGCUAACUUGUGCCGUGCCAUCGUGAGGGCUGGUGCUCGACUUGGUGUCACUAACAACCAGGGCAUCAACAUCUUCAACUAUCAAGUUGCCACCAAGCAGCUUCUAUUUCGUCUGCUAGAUAUGUUGACCAAAGAGCCCCCGUGGUGUGAUGGAUCAAACUGCUACGAAUGUACAACCAAAUUUGGAGUCACCACCAGAAAACAUCACUGCCGUCAUUGUGGCCGUCUGCUCUGCCAUAAGUGCUCUAUAAAGGAGAUCCCCAUCAUCAAAUUUGACCUGAACAAACCUGUGCGUGUAUGUGACAUCUGUUUUGAUGUGCUGACAUUGGGCGGUGUGUCCUAACACAAGAAAAAAAGAAGGACGAGUACCAGUCAAGCCGAGCAUGAACCUACAGACUGGGCCACGAACUGAACCAGGAGGAGGGAGAGGAAGAGCCCUUGAGCAAAACCAUUCCAUUCUUGUCAGAGGAAAAAAUACAAUUAUAACUGUGUUUGUUCUAGCAGUAAUUUUAGAAGCAAACUAUUAUGUGUUGAGGAUACAUAUUAAACAUAACGGAAUUCAGAUUUAAAGCUUUUAUACAGGCUGUCAGUGGCAGAAACCAAGAUUGCUUUCACAUGAGAUGACAACCACAAUCUACUACUACAGAAGGAACAAUGAGCUGAGACCAUAGAGGUUUUAGAGAGGGCUAAUUGUGCUAUAAGAGGACUUAUUGAUUUAGUUAUUGCUUCACAUUUUCCAUAAGAAAUGUUUCUUGCCAUCAUAAUCCCAUGGCUGUUGUUUUUCGUUUUGAUUUACACCUUACACUGGUAUAGGAGGGAGAUAUGUAACCUCUAUCAAUUGAUCAUUUCAAAGAAGUCUUAGGAGCCAAGUACCCGAUGUGUGUGUGUGUGUGUGUGUGUGUGUGUGUGUGUGUGUGUGUGUGUGUAUUAAAUGCUGCUGGAUAUGAAGGGAUAUUAGGUAACCUUGUUAGUGUGAAGCCUCAAUCACGCUGUGCAGGGUCUCGCCUUAAAUUUUGAACACCUUUCCAUCUCUGCAAAGUAAUGCGCAGAGAAUGUAUAUUUCUCCGGAGUUCCAAUCAAAACACUAAGACGGGGAGAGAUUUUCCAUCUUGUGAACUGUCUUUCCUUAUGGGAGUACUGACUUGAUCAUUUAAUCAUUGAUUAAUCUGCAUAUUCAGUGGACUUUAUUUUAGCUGUUUACGUAAUACUAAAAUUUGUGAAACUCACAAAAUGUGAUGCAAAGGUUUUAAAGGGAUACUUUACCUAAAAAUGAAAAUGAUAUCAUAAUUACUCUAUCAUGUCAAACCUGAAUGACUUUCUUUAUUCUGCAGGUCACAAAAGAUAUUUUAAAGAUCGUUGGUAUUAAACAACAUUGAACCCCAGUAUACGUUUACAAACAAUAAUUUCUCAAAAUUUUUUUGUCUCUACUAAAGAAAGAAUCAUAUGCAGGUUUUGAACCACAUGAUGAUGAAUAAAUGACAGAAUUUUCAUUUUUUGGUGAACUGUCCAUUUAAGUGCAGAAUUGUGAAAUGCUUACUAUGCAUACACAUGACAUAAUUUGCUUGUAGCGUGUUUGUCAUUAAUGCAUUAAUAUGAUAUUAUGUUCAUUUCUGAUCACCAAAGGAUACAUUCCAGCUAAUGUUUGCCCUGCUGGCUCGCUCUGAGGGGCUGCUUGCUUGGUCGUUGUUUUCAAAUCUUCUCAAAAAUGUCACAUUUUAAAUGCUUUUUAUGCCCAUGCUUAACAGGUGCACUUUAUCAAAUUCAUUUUUUUAUGAUCAUAUUUUUUGUUUGUUUGUUUUGAGGGCCGAGUCCACAGUCUGUUAUGGUAUUGUUCAAUUGUACAGAUAUAUGUAUAAUAUUUUUGACCACUACAACUGUUUUGUACUUAACGCAGGUUGUGCUUUUGUCUAUGUGACAAACUAAAACUUUGGCCUCUGUUAAAUCUUUUCUGCACAUUGUAUGGUAUCUGUAUGCUCAGAUAUUUAGCCUGUCGCCGCCUCUAGUAUCCUUUUCAAGAAAGGGAGGACAACUUUACAUAAAGGACAACAAAAAUGAGUAUAAAAUUGUCGUUUCAUUUAAUAAACAAUUAAUUACAUUGUAAA